Messenger RNA from Notolabrus celidotus (New Zealand spotty), 1556 nucleotides. RefSeq names its product flap structure-specific endonuclease 1 (gene fen1). The transcript is spliced from 12 exons. Gene Ontology annotation, molecular function: DNA binding; manganese ion binding; magnesium ion binding. Gene Ontology annotation, cellular component: nucleus. NCBI's taxonomy places the organism in Eukaryota, Metazoa, Chordata, Actinopteri, Labriformes, Labridae. The record is from RefSeq and is a predicted model, not a curated record. Bases 151 to 1293 code for a protein of 380 amino acids.
CGAUGUGAGGAUGAGUCGCUCGACAGAUUGAUUGGUAAUGCCUGGGAUUUGAUUUCCCGCGAAUGAGACGCAAUUCCUCGCGCUCAAGACGCAUGGAUUAGUGCACAACAGGCAGCAAAACAGACGACUGAUACUGUUCCGAGCUGCAUCAUGGGAAUACACGGACUCGCCAAGUUGAUAGCAGACCAUGCCCCUGGAGCCAUCAAAGAGCAGGACAUCAAGAGUUACUUUGGCAGGAAGAUUGCCAUAGAUGCCUCCAUGUGUAUCUAUCAGUUCCUGAUUGCUGUGCGACAGGAUGGAAAUGUUCUACAGAAUGAGGACGGAGAGACCACGAGCCACUUGAUGGGAAUGUUCUACCGGACCAUCCGCAUGCUGGAGCAUGGCAUCAAGCCUGUGUAUGUGUUUGACGGCAAGCCCCCACAGCUCAAGUCAGCAGAGCUGGAGAAGAGAGGGGAAAGGAGGGCAGAGGCUGAGAAGCUACUUGCUCAAGCACAGGAAAUGGGAGAACAAGAGAACAUUGACAAGUUCUCCAAGCGCCUGGUUAAAGUCACCAAGCAGCAUAAUGAUGAGUGCAAGCAGCUGCUGACCCUGAUGGGAGUCCCCUACGUUGAGGCUCCAUGUGAGGCUGAGGCCAGCUGUGCCGCCCUGGUGAAAGCAGGGAAGGUCUUUGCCACAGCCACAGAGGACAUGGAUGGACUGACCUUUGGGACAAAUGUUCUGCUCAGACACCUCACCGCCAGUGAAGCAAAGAAACUUCCAAUCCAAGAGUUUCACUUCAGUCGAAUGCUGCAGGACAUCGGCCUGACCAAUGAGCAGUUCAUAGACCUCUGUAUUCUGCUGGGCUGUGACUACUGCGCCACUAUCAAAGGAAUCGGCCCCAAGAGAGCCAUCGACCUGAUCAAACAGCACGGCAGCAUCGAGGAGAUCCUGGAAAACAUUGACUCCAAGAAGCACCCUGCUCCAGAGGACUGGCUGUACAAAGAGGCCCGGGGUCUGUUUUUGAAGCCAGAGGUGGUUGAUUGUUCCACAUUGGAGCUGAAGUGGAGCGAGCCCGAUGAGGAGGGAUUGAUCCAGUUCAUGUGUAAUGAGAAACAGUUCAGUGAGGACAGGAUCCGCAACGGCUUUAAGAAGAUUUUGAAGAGCCGACAGGGCAGCACGCAGGGGCGACUGGACUCGUUCUUCACAGUCACUGGAUCCCUCUCCUCCAAACGGAAGGAACCUGAGAUUAAAGGGUCAGCCAAGAAGAAGCAGAAGACUGGAGCCACGCCUGGCAAAUUUAGGAAGGGGAAAUAGAUCCCUGCCUGCGUCUACCUUUGAUUUCCUCUGUAAAGUGAUGUCUGUAAAAAUGAAAACCUAAGAGAACAUAGAGCUGCCUGCAACGCAAGAGGAAGCUGCUGUGCAAUAAAACAAGAGGAAGCUGUGUUUCAUGAUUAACCUCACCUAGACUACUCCAUGUUUGUGACCAAACACCAUGAUGUAAGAACCAGAAACAGGACUGUUUUAAAGUGUGUUAACAAAUGUGAUAUAUCUGUUACAGAAUAAAACUAAGAAAUCUA